CGACGACAUCGAAUAGCAGCGACACCCCUCCCCUCCCCGGCGAUACCUCCAACACACGCAACAUGCCCAUCCUCCUCCGCAGCGCCCGCCUCGCCGGCCGGCGAUUCGCCUCCACGCACUCGCACGACCACCACCACGUACCGACCAUGCAGCCGACGCCCGAAGGCUUCGGCAAAGGCUUCUUCCUCUCGAUCGCGUCGGUGAUCGGGGUGCUGGCCAUAAUCAAAGCGGACACGUCCGGCGACCAACCGGCGUUCAUAACGCGGCUGAUCGACCGCUACCACAGCCGCACCGAGGUGUGGGCGGCGCGCAACCUGGCGCACACCGACAUACUCGUCCAGGCCGCCGAGGACCGCAUGCUCUUCCAGGACUCGCCCUCAAAGAGGAGGGUCGCUAUCAAGAACCCGGAGACCUUGAAUGCGGGCUCGCCCUGGAAUAAUGAGGCUGGCCGUGGAUAUGGUGGGGAUUUGAAGACUACACGUAUGCACCUCGAGGCGCUGAGGGAGAAGCACGCCGAGAGCUUUAGGAAGUAGACUUGCUGCUCUGCUUUGCAGUGAGCAUUGUCUUGUGGGUGAGAGGAAGUGGAGGGGUGGACAAUAGACGAAGAUUCUGUACAGGAGGUGGUGGCAGUGUGAUGAGUACAUGUUGUCAGCCGCCUCAACCAAUGUCCACUCGUGACUAUAUUGUCCCGUCCCUCUGUGAAGCUAAAGCACAUCCCAUAGAGUCGACAAAGCGUGGAAAGAGUGAUCUGAAGCUCCUGGUAACCCCGCACAUAGCUAGGUACUUGCACGUCACAGAACAGAAAUCAUCACUGGAAAUAUCAUCGGGGGAAACGUCG
Tricharina praecox is the source of this 838-nucleotide messenger RNA. RefSeq lists its product as uncharacterized. The transcript is spliced from 3 exons. Gene Ontology annotation, cellular component: mitochondrion. The record is from RefSeq and is a predicted model, not a curated record. NCBI's taxonomy places the organism in Eukaryota, Fungi, Ascomycota, Pezizomycetes, Pezizales, Pyronemataceae. The coding region runs from base 63 to 533 and encodes 156 amino acids.